This is a messenger RNA of Thelazia callipaeda (thelaziosis nematode), 2304 nucleotides long. NCBI's taxonomy places the organism in Eukaryota, Metazoa, Nematoda, Chromadorea, Rhabditida, Thelaziidae. The record is from the annotation of a GenBank genome assembly.
AUGUUUGAGUGUAUUCCACUGAAAAAUAUGCCAGUUGGGGGCCAUUGGACUCAUCGUGGAGGUUUUACACUACGAGCUUUUCCCAGACGAUUUGAUAAUAACUUCGACAUGUUUCGACAUGCCGAAAUUACUGUUGGGUUCUAUCAUCGUUCCCAAGAAAGCGGAAAGAUGUUUCAUGCAAUGAAACAAAAAACAGAAUUCGCCUUUGAGCAGCGACGUAACUUGGAGGCCAUUCGCUUGCGGAACUAUGUUGACGUCGCAAGAAAGCAAAAGUCUUUGGAACGAGCAAGUUUUGCUCCUUUGACAAAUGAUGUUGCAUUAGCAAUUGAAGUACCGUGUUUGGAGUAUGCUGGGAUGAUGGAACGGAAAGAAACUUGGUUUGAAAAAGAUUCCAUACCGAAAAUCAUGCAUGAUACUGGUGUACUGAUUCAAUUUCCAGACUUGAUACCUGAUAUCGAAAAUGCUAAUGAUCAUAUAAACAGAGUGAUAUUAUAUGGACCGCUGUCAAACGUCGAACAAGCUAGAGUUCGCAUUAGAAAUUUGACGCCUGUAGCGGUCAGUUUUCCUCUGAAGGCAUUAAAACCUGAUAUAUUAUUGAAAGAUGUUAGAAAUAUAAUCGAUGAGGCCAUUGCUGGAAAAAUAAUUAAUUUCCCUGACCUUCAAAUACUAGUGCAGUUUCAGCAGCCGUCAGAUGAUCAAGUCCCGAUGUGUGUUGUACGUGGUCCGUCAUAUUGUGAGGGUGAUAUAUGUAAUGCUUGCACAGCUCUUCAUCGCCUGUUGUUUGAUGCAGCAGACGACAGUGAACAUAGUUCAGCUACGAUAUACUCCACAAUCAUGAAUAUACCGGCUAUCCAGCAAACUGUUAUAGUCGGAGUGCCAGAUGCAUUUCUGAUUCGUUUAAUAAGUUUGGAAACAAAUGCGAUUAUUUACUUUCCAACCAUAGCAGACCGAAAUUAUAAUGCAACUUUAUUUCAUAUUCAUGGUGCAGUGCGUUCUAUUUUGCAAGCCAGAAAGUUCAUUCAGGGUUUGCUGCCGGUAUGCCUGACUUUCGAUGUCGAAAAUGAUGACUUACUCUCUCCGAUUGAUGCUUCGAAUCGAGACUUAUUUAUGCGAGAUGUUGACCGAGAUUUAACAGUUACGGUCAACAAGAGUCGUUUGGAAGGUCAAAAAAUAACUGAAAAUGACACCCUACGACAUAUGAUAACUAUUAAAUCUGAAGAAUAUAAUCUCACAAAUGUUUAUGCUACCCGACAUCAACUUUUUCGCAAGGAUAUAGCAAAGGAGGAACCGUUUAUCAUGACAAAGGAUUUCGAGUUUUUCGAGCAAGAUUUCAGAACACUGAUUGCAAAAAACAAUCAGGUUAUCGCGGAGAUUUCUCCAGAAAUCUUCAAACCAUCCAGGAUUUACAUGAACAACAUUCUAGCAGAUACAUCGGUCGCUGUACCAAUUGCUAAUAUUUCUGCAAGUCAGGGAAUAAUCACAAAUGAUACGAUAUUUACAACUAAAAUACCAUCCUUAACUUUAAAAGAACAGAAGCAAUCUGAUGCAGUGAAUAUUACAGUUCCUCAGCUCUUGAAUUUGUUUCGAUAUGAAAAUAAGGAUGCUGUAAUAACUGCUACCGAUAGUCCAGAAAAACCAUCACCUGCAGUUCCUGUUCUACAUGUGAAUGGUAAUAAUGCAUAUGAUGGUCAUAAUAAACAUUUUGACAGACGGUGUUCUGAUGAACCGGUGAAAAAAACCUCCUGUGAUUCGAUAGGCAGUAUGAUAUCGGAUAAUACUUCGGAAUCGAAAUAUCGGUCUGAGAAAUUGUCGGUUCACUCGCGGUCGUCCGCAGUUCCAUCUCAGUCACAGGACAUGAUAAGCUACAGAAACAAAGUUGUCAAUGCAUUAAUUAACGAACAAGGUUCAGCAACGGUAGCAGUUGCUGCAGCCAUGCUUCAGAAUAGCCCUCCACAAUGGUUUCAGUCAGCCAGUACUAUGGCAGCAUUAAAAUCAGCAGAUUAUUUUGGGCAGCUCCCUCGAAUGGUAGAACAAAAGACUGUUCCAGAAAAUUUUGCGCUUGAUUACCAGAGGGAAAAAACGAUUGCGGGAGCAAAAAUUUCAGCACGAGCUGAUCAGUGUUCAGAAUCAAACGAUGUAUCGUCUGAUAUACGCCUGACAUCCUUAUCUAAAAAUCGCGAUAUCAAUCCAUUAUGUUUACCAUUACGUGACAGUUCUGUUCAAAAGAGUAAUCAGUAUCGGCUUUUGAAUCAAGGCAUCGAUAAUACUGGAGACAACUACAGAGGUAGGAUUUCAUCUCUAUAA